CCCCGUCGCCACCAACCUCGCCUCGAGUUCGCCGUCUCCCGUCUCCCCAAGCUCGCAGCUCUACUCCGGCGGCCAUGGCGGCGGCGGCGGCGCAGAGGCUCCUCGCGGCCAGCACGAAGAUCGUCGGGGUCGGUCGUAACUAUGUCGCCCACGCCAAGGAGCUCGGCAACCCCGUCCCCAAGGAGCCGGUGCUGUUCCUGAAGCCCACCUCGUCGUUCCUCCACGCGGGCGUGGCCGGCGCCGCCAUCGAGGUGCCGGAGCCGGUCGAGUCUCUGCACCACGAGGUGGAGCUCGCCGUUGUUAUCUCCCAGCGCGCGCGCGACGUCCCCGAGGCCUCUGCCAUGGACUUCGUCGGAGGUUAUGCGCUUGCAUUGGACAUGACAGCAAGAGAGCUUCAAUCUGCUGCUAAGUCUGCAGGUCUUCCUUGGACUUUGGGUAAAGCACAGGACACCUUCACUCCAAUUAGUGCAGUGAUUCCAAAAUCAGAUGUCGCUAAUCCUGAUGAUCUAGAGCUCUGGUUAAAGGUUGACGAUGAACUUAGACAGAAGGGAUCUACAAGUGAUAUGAUAUUCAAGAUACCGUCUCUAAUCAGUUAUAUCAGUUCCAUCAUGACAUUAAUGGAGGGUGAUGUUAUACUGACCGGUACUCCUGAGGGUGUAGGUCCAGUACGUCCAGGACAGAAGAUCAAAGCUGGUAUAACCGGUCUCGUUGAUGUUGAGUUUGAUGUCCAGAGGCGCAAGCGGUCAUUUUCUACUUGAUGAUAGGUGAAAACACAGCUUCAGUCCUCAAGUAUUACCACUUCCUCAAGAAAAUCCAGACCAUACUUUACCCCACAUUUUUUUGAAUGUAAUCCUGGAUCUGUUUAUAGUUUCGUGUGAGAGCAAGCUGUCUCAUGAACUAUGCCGGUGUUGUAUAUUGUCCAUGUUGAUGGAGCUGCAAGCUCUCUGCAAUAAUAACAAACCUUUUUUUUUAAUCAAGCUUGUGCUUUGUUUUGAUCACCUGAUCUUUGUCUUUUCUA
Messenger RNA from Oryza brachyantha (malo sina), 1018 nucleotides. Its product is annotated as probable acylpyruvase FAHD2, mitochondrial. Lineage: Eukaryota; Viridiplantae; Streptophyta; Magnoliopsida; Poales; Poaceae. Gene Ontology annotation, molecular function: acetylpyruvate hydrolase activity. The transcript is spliced from 8 exons. Gene Ontology annotation, cellular component: mitochondrion. The record is from RefSeq and is a predicted model, not a curated record. Bases 75 to 758 code for a protein of 227 amino acids.